AUCCCGUGCUCGAGAAGAUCGAGAAUACCAAAGCUGUCUACAAACGCCUGGGCAAGAGCGGACUACGAGUUUCUGUGCCAAUUUUGGGUGCUAUGUCAUUUGGUGACCCAGCAUGGCAACCUUGGAUCUUAGAUGAAGAAGCAUCGCUACCACUUCUCAAAGCUGCUUACGACAAGGGCAUUAACACGUGGGAUUCGGCGAACAUUUACAGCAAUGGUGUAAGCGAAACGAUCAUUGGCAAAGCUAUUAAGAAGUACCAGAUUCCAAGAGAGAAGAUUGUCGUUUUGAGCAAGUGUUUUGCCUAUGUUGGAGAGGAACCUGGCAUCAAGACCAUGACAUACGGCCAGAAGAUCUCAGAGUCGCCUGACUACGUCAAUCAAGGAGGACUUUCGCGAACUGCCAUCUUCAAUGCUGUCAACAAGUCGCUCAAGCGUCUUGACCUGGAGUACCUGGACUUGCUACAGAUCCACCGCUUCGACCCCAACACUCCCAUCGAAGAGACUAUGGAGGCAUUGCACGACCUCGUGCGCUCUGGCAAAGUUCGUUACAUUGGCGCGAGUUCAAUGUGGACAUACCAAUUCUGCAUGAUGCAAGCUUGUGCCGACAAGAAUGGUUGGACCAAGUUUAUCAGCAUGCAAAAUCAGUACAGCUUGCUGUACCGCGAAGAAGAACGAGAGAUGAACAAAUAUUGCGACGCAACUGGUGUUGGUCUCAUUCCUGUAAGUCAAUUCGAUGGUNGGGCUCCUCUUUGUCGUGGACAUCUCGCUCGCCCUGCAUCAGCGGCCGGAAGCACAACGAGAUCUUCAAAAGAGGCUGAGGGCUUGGCUGGAACAUCAGAGGUUGAUGUCAAGACAAUUGGGCGAGUACAAGAGAUUGCUGAGAAGAAGGGCUGGAAGAUGGCACAUGUUGCUCUUGCUUGGAUAAACAAACGCGUCUCUAGUCCCAUCAUCGGCUUCUCGAGCGUUGAACGUAUGGACGAGGCACUCGGUGCAAAUGGGAAGAGCCUGACCGACGAGGAAGAGAAAUACCUCGAGGAGCUUUACCAACCAAGAAACAUCGUCGGUCAUUCU
Aureobasidium musti is the source of this 1070-nucleotide messenger RNA. The record is from the annotation of a GenBank genome assembly. Lineage: Eukaryota; Fungi; Ascomycota; Dothideomycetes; Dothideales; Saccotheciaceae.